CAUUAAUCGAUACAACAUCUAAAUCCAAUACUAUUAGCAGGCGCUUGUAUAGUAAGCUUGAGUCUGAUCACAGAUUAGAAGGUAUACCUGAUGAAGAUAUAAUAGGCGAAGAAAUAAAAGGCCUAGAUUUACAAUUCCGCUAUAAAGGAAAAACCUAUGAACACCGCGAUAAAAUUGUAAUAGAUAAUAUGAGUAUCCCAUUGAUCGAAGGAGAUGGCAGGCCCAUGGACGACUUGAAGAGUUAUAAAACUAGCUCUGGUAAAAAUAACUCACCUAAGUUCAAUCUAUCAAAAAAGGAGAUCACAAAUAUAACCAAAAAACUUCUUUCAAACGCCAAAGAUAAUAAAUACCAAAAGAGUCAUCAUGGGAUAUUUCACAACAUAACUCCUGUACCUCCACCAUUCAGAAGAUUAAAUAAUGAUGUACCCAAAAAUAGCAGAGCUAGCAAGAAUAAGAAAUAUCAUAAAGUAGAUUUAGGUGAUAGGUGUGAAAAGUUUUCAUUAAAAACGCACCUCAAUAAUAUUUGGAAGUCAGUUCAUUCUAUAGAAGAUGAUAUAUAUUAUGGAAUUUUUAAAAGACUUUCUAAUAUUGAGAAUGAACUGAGGUGUGGAAAGAUAGAAGAAUUGGUACGGCUAAAUGAUAAUAAGUUAGAUCCUUCUAAUUCUCGCUUACGUCAAAAUAAGAGCAAGAAAGGUAGAGUCAAGUAUUCCACAGAUUUGAAUACUGACACUUCUGAUACAAGUACUUCUUAUUUCUCCAAUUCAGGUUCGGAAGGUUGUGACUUAGAUUAA
Messenger RNA from Diversispora eburnea, 791 nucleotides. Lineage: Eukaryota; Fungi; Glomeromycota; Glomeromycetes; Diversisporales; Diversisporaceae. The record is from the annotation of a GenBank genome assembly.